CGGCUUCGCAAACGCUAAUUACGCUAAAAGUUAAACGUAUGUCAAGUGUUAGACACGUGUACAUUACACACAUACGUUUAUGUAUGUAUGUAUGUAUAUAACGAGCCACAACUUAAAGAAAGCAGUGUAGAAAUUUGCGCGUGGAACAACCGAAUAUCAACAUAAGAGCAUAAGCUGAAAACAACAACGAAAUUUCUUUCAAAAAGAAGCAGUUAUAACUGGAUAACUAAUCUAUCGUUUGAUAAAAAUACGAUCAGAAGAAACCAAAAAUGUCGGACACAUUGAGUCGAGUUAAGCUACAAUUGCGCCCAGUCAACGGCAGCGUUCUCAACGGUAAUGGCGAUGAUAAGUCACCACCUUCACCGGCCACAAAACUACUGAUCAAUCACGGUAAACCGAACUAUACCAUACAGCGUUCACCGAAGGCACAACAAAAUGGCGGCGCCAAUCCGUUAAAUAAUGAAUUACAAAAUAACAACCGCAACAAUUACUAUCCAUACAAAAGUGCCGGUGUUAAGGGCACCACGGGUGUCUUCACCAAUGGCACUGGCAUAAAAACUAAUGGCGCCACGAACAACAACAAUAAUAAUAACAACAACAGCAGCAGUAAUAGCAGUCAGAAUGGCGAUGAAUUGAUCAUACAGAGCACCAAAUUCAAUGGUGUCUUCAAGCCCGCCAACGUACAGCGGUUGGAGAGUACUGAUGAAGCUGAUAACCCAGUUGUGCUGAGGCGUGUACCAAAGCCGGAAGCAACGCCAGCACCGGCUGAGAAUGGCAAUGAUGAAAAUGUGCCCGAGUUUAUACUACGUCAGCGUCGUAUACAAGAGCGUUUAGCUAAGGAGAACAUUCUGGAUUUUGAAAAUCGGCGCAGCGGCUACUUUACACACGUUGUCAUAUCGCCAUCUUCGCCGAAUCGCCAGUCUUUGGUCGAGACCAUGUCUAGUCCACCGAUUGUGCCAUCUUUGGAGAUACCGCCGCCCGCAAAGGAGGCGAGAGAGGCAUCCAUAGCUGAGGAGAAUAAUGCUGAAGUAAGUGCCGCCGUCAAUGAUGAGACACCAGCACAUGAAGAAAGCGUUGCAGUGGCUACCAGUGCACAGGUAGAAGAAGAAGAAGUGGCCAAGGCAAUUGAAGAGGUUAACAAAGCGGUGGCUGGCGAAGUGGACGAUGAAAAACCAGAAGAGCAGGCAGUUGAAGAAACAGUUGCAGUCGCAGCUGACAUUAAAGUGGAUGCUGAAGAGCAAGCCGUUGCGGAGCACAAAAUUGAAGAACAGCAGAGUGUGACACAGGAGGAGAGCAAACCUGAAGUUGAAGAACAGCAGAGUGUAGCACAGGAGGAGAGCAAAAUUGAAGUGGUACAGGCUGAGGAACCAAAAGUCGAAGAACUACAAACGCCUGUUGUAACUAUUGCAGUAACGAGCGCACCUUCAGUUGCAGAAGAAGAGCCAAAAGAGUUGUCCGCUGAAGCAACAGUAGCACCGACAGCUGAUUUGCCAGCUGAGCCACAGAAAGAAGCUGAGGUAGCGGAACCUGCCGAAGUUGCUGUAGUAACAACAAGCGCAGUCGAGUCAGUCGAGGUACCCAAAGAAAACGGCGUUGCUACUGCAGCCGAAACACCAAAAACGAAUGGCCACGCUGAGGAAGAUGUCACCAUUUCACAUACAAAUGGCGUCGCUAACGGCUUAACUAAUGGACAUGCCACACCCAGUCUGCCCACACCCGAUCCCAGUGGUGCUUUGGGUGUUAACUACGAACCAAAGACAGUGGUUUCCUUUUCAAAGGAUUUAGAUGCACCAAACAAGUAUCCCGAUACAGUUAAGGUCACGAAAACAGCGGAAGAUAAUGGCGACAAGAAAACAGCUGCGGACCCGGCUACCGAAGAGCUAAAGGAGUUGGCGAAAUUGAAAUUCGAUAUUAAAGCCGACGAGAACGAUGUACAAGUGACGCCCGUAUUGCGAACCGACUAGAGCGCGUUAGACAGUCGACACAAAAAGUAGGGGAUUUGAGCUGAAAGAGCGCAGUAAUAAGCCAAUCGGGGGUUAUAAAAUAUACCUAUGUACAUACUAUUUAUGUUUGUCCGCACAAACACAGCAUAAACGGGGGGAAACGUCACUUCAAAAUAGGGGAAAAAUAAGUUGCUUUAAAAGUGCCGCAGUAACCGAGAGUCUGUUGGGAUCAUGCUUAAUGAAAGUUGUUGGUAUUAGCAAAAAUUAUGAUUGCCAAGUGUGGGAUAAGUGCAUUAUAGCCAUAAGUGACGACAGUUUUAGCGUACACUGUUCGUUAUUAAAUAAAAUUAUUAUUAUUAUUAUUAUUGUAUUGUAAUUUUUAUUAAAUUGUAACAUUAUAUAAUUUUGUUUUAUAUUAUUUAAGUCAAAAAAGUUGCCAAAUUCAUUUUAUUAUUGUACAAUAAAUUAAAAAUAAAUAUAUACACAAUCGUUUAAGCAUUAAUAGCGUUGGAACGACUGAAAA
This is a messenger RNA of Bactrocera dorsalis (oriental fruit fly), 2466 nucleotides long. RefSeq names its product general transcriptional corepressor trfA (gene hebe). Bases 270 to 1964 code for a protein of 564 amino acids. Lineage: Eukaryota; Metazoa; Arthropoda; Insecta; Diptera; Tephritidae. The record is from RefSeq and is a predicted model, not a curated record. The transcript is spliced from 3 exons.